Messenger RNA from Polyodon spathula (Mississippi paddlefish), 1633 nucleotides. RefSeq names its product insulinoma-associated protein 1b-like. Gene Ontology annotation, biological process: negative regulation of transcription by RNA polymerase II; regulation of cell cycle process; neuron differentiation. The transcript has a single exon. NCBI's taxonomy places the organism in Eukaryota, Metazoa, Chordata, Actinopteri, Acipenseriformes, Polyodontidae. The record is from RefSeq and is a predicted model, not a curated record. Bases 184 to 1605 code for a protein of 473 amino acids. Gene Ontology annotation, cellular component: transcription repressor complex; nucleus. Gene Ontology annotation, molecular function: RNA polymerase II cis-regulatory region sequence-specific DNA binding; DNA-binding transcription repressor activity, RNA polymerase II-specific.
AUUCCUCCUUAAAAAGAGUGCAGCUAUGCCUUGGAGACGAAAGCAUUCCGGGAACAGAAAGAUCAAUAGCAAGAAAAUACGCCACACGUUAAAGUUUAAGGCGUUAUUGCCGCAAUCGCCUACGACUGGAUUUUAGUUGAACCCUGAUUUGUUUUUAUUUGCAAGUGCCUUUUACUCGCAAAGAUGCCCAAAGGUUUUCUCGUGAAAAGAAACAAAAAAUCAGCGUCUGUUUCAUACAGGAUCCGCUAUGAUGAGAACGACAAGGACCAUAUGAAGGCGUUGCAGAACCAAAACACCUCAUCUCCACCCGUCUCUGUCUCAUCCAGUCCCGAUCGCGUUGCUGCAUCGCCAAACUCUACUACCGACACUCCCGCUACUGCCGUAGAGGAUGUGAAACCGGUCCAGUUCGGUAACCCGGAUAGCGUGUGCCUGGCUCUCUACAGCCCCACCCGCCCUAUCAGCAAAGAACAAGGGAGGACAUUUUUCGAGAGAAGUUUCAACCUGGGCUCGCCGAUAUCUGCCGAGUCCUUCCCAACCCCUGGGGUUCUCGCCACCUUAGACCAGUUCCUUUUUGCCCCUGUGGACUUGAAAAUCGGUUCCAGCAACAGCAACCAAAACCAUGCUGUCAGCUCCACCCUCACUGCUGCGAUCAGAACCCCAAAUAAAAGACAUCUUUCAGACCCGGAGCGCAAAAGCAAACCCUCUGCAAAGAAACCCAAACCGAUCCGGAAACUUCAUUUCGAAGACGAAGUCACUACAUCCCCGGUCCUGGGUCUCAGGAUCAAGGAAGGACCGGUUGAUUUAAAACCAAGGCCACUGUCAGGCGGAGGGAACAAACCUCUGGGGGAAUUCAUCUGUCAACUGUGCAAAGAAGAGUAUGCCGAUCCUUUCUCACUAGCCCAGCACAAAUGCUCCAGGAUCGUCAGAGUAGAGUACAGGUGUCCAGAAUGUGACAAGGUAUUCAGCUGCCCUGCAAACCUGGCAUCCCAUCGGCGCUGGCACAAACCGAGACCCCAAAACCCAACCACAAUAUCCGCGGCGCUGAGUGACAAGCCUGAAAGCGCAAAGGUGCUAUCUGGUGACCUUAAGGUCACGCCAGAAGACAUAAAAGACACUAGGAUCGAAAACGCAAACGAUCGGGAGACCCCCAGCCCUGGCUUAUCUGAAUCAGGUUCAGAGGAUGGCCUUUACUAUUGUCACCAGUGCGGGAAGAGGUUCAAACGCCAGGCUUACCUGAGAAAACAUCUCCUGGGACACCAACUCCUACAGAACAAGACCAACAAAGACCACAUCAUCUACCAGUCCUUUUCAGAUGCAGACAGCGGCGAGAAUCACAACCAGAUGUCCACCUGUAUGGAAACCCAAAGCCAAACUCCCAUCAAUCUGAGUUCCAUGGAGUGCCCCGUCUGCGGCGAGACCUUUCCCAGCAGAGCGAGUCAAGAGCGCCACCUUCGCCUCCUGCAUUCCUCCCAAGUCUUUCCAUGCAAGUACUGCCCGGCCACUUUCUACAGCUCCCCGGGUCUGACAAGGCACAUCAACAAAUGCCACCCAUCAGAAAAUAGGCAAGUCAUCCUUCUCCAAAUGCCUGUCCGUCCUGCCUGCUAAAACCACUAGAUCAGACGUGCCUUUAUUA